Messenger RNA from Syngnathoides biaculeatus (alligator pipefish), 2294 nucleotides. It is a transcript of the gene zbtb35, whose product is annotated as zinc finger protein 131. The record is from RefSeq and is a predicted model, not a curated record. The transcript has 9 exons. Gene Ontology annotation, molecular function: DNA-binding transcription factor activity, RNA polymerase II-specific; RNA polymerase II cis-regulatory region sequence-specific DNA binding; protein binding. Gene Ontology annotation, cellular component: nucleus. Gene Ontology annotation, biological process: regulation of transcription by RNA polymerase II. Bases 149 to 1822 code for a protein of 557 amino acids. NCBI's taxonomy places the organism in Eukaryota, Metazoa, Chordata, Actinopteri, Syngnathiformes, Syngnathidae.
AUGUUGAUUGUCCAACGCGAAAUGGCGAGCGUGCUAAGCGGCCCGUUAAUGUUAUCGGCGACUCUCAUGUGGGGCCGUACGGCUAUUUCGAUCAAUCGCGGACAUGAUUACGUAGACGUGUUUGACACAGGAUAGAUUUUGGUGAAUAAUGGCGGCUGAAGUCAAAGGAGGCAGUGAGUUUCCGGCUCACUAUAAAGUCAUGAUGGACAAACUCAAUGAGCAGCGACAGUUGGACCAGUUCACAGACAUCACCUUGAUUGUAGAUGGGCACCAGUUCCGAGCACAUAAGGCCGUGUUGGCAGCCUGCAGUCAGUUUUUUCACAAGUUCUUCCAGGAUUUUACCCAGGAACCCCUGGUGGAGAUUGAAGGAGUGAGUAACAUGGCGUUCCGGCAACUGAUGGAGUUCACGUACACUGCCACGCUAGCCGUCGCAUGCAAAGAAGAAGCCUUUGACGUCUGGAAGGCCGCUGAAUACCUCCAGAUGCAGGAAGCCAUCAAGGCACUUUCUAACAAGAUAAGCGACAGUCCUUCAGUCUUUCCCAAGAGCAAUAGUAAAAAGAGGAAGAUUGCCGAGACGUCUUGCGUCAUCACUGAAGCACUACCCACAGUGGAAGAAGAACAGGUGGAGAUAGCGAUGAUAACGGACAAUGCAAUCGAGGUGGAGGACUCCGGGCUAGAGGAGGUGGUGGACGCCGCAAAGAACGCCCAAUCAAACGAAUCCGCGUUGGCUCUGCUUGCAGACAUCACGAGCAAAUAUCAGCAAGGGGAACCUUCACAACAGGUACAGGAAGUCCUAUAUCAGGAAGAAAUGGUGACUGCCUCUAAGGUCCUGGAGAACGUGGAGGUGGUGGAGGUCCAGAUUUCCGAAGUGGACAACUCGUUCCGCUGUAGCCAGUGCGACCGAACCUUUAAGAUGUACUACCACCUCAAACAGCACCUGAAAACGCACCUGGGCCUCCUGAAGAAGCCGCACGUGUGCAGCCACUGUGGCAAAGCCUACUCGCGGGAGGGUGCCUUGAAUCAGCAUUUGAGCUCCUUCCAUUUUGAUGUGGAAGAGCAGGCCCAAAACCAGAAAGCUUCAAAGAGAGUUCACGUUUGCGAGUACUGUAAGAAGCACUUUGACCACUUUGGACAUUUUAAGGAGCACCUACGGAAGCAUACUGGUGAAAAACCAUAUGAGUGUCCAGACUGCCAUGAACGAUUUGCAAGGAACAGCACACUCAAGUGCCAUAUGGCGGCCUGUCAGAACGGGGCCGGAGCCAAGAAAGGAAGAAAGAAGCACUAUGAAUGCCAGGUAUGCAGCAGUGUGUUCAACAGCUGGGAUCAGUUCAAAGACCACCUCGUGAGCCACACUGGAGACAAGCCCAACCAUUGCACCAUGUGCGACUUGUGGUUUACCGACCCCCAAGAGCUCAAGUCACACCUCAAAGACGUUCACGCCAUCGAGGACGAAAAGCCCACCGAGGAGCUGGUCGUCACCGACACAGCAGCGAGCGCGGCGCUCACCAUCACCACGCAGAACAUCGAGACCACAGAAACGGUGCUGCUGGACGACGGCAUCCAGGUGGAGCACGUCACGGUGAACCCCGUUGAGGUGAUCGAGAUGGAAGAGACGACGACGGUGGUGGUGGAGGACGGCGGGGUGGCGGAGAUGUGCGAGGAGGAUGUGGAGAGACUGAAGCAGGCCGGCGUGCAGAUCCAGAUGCUGCACGUGGCCACCGGCGAGGUGGACGGGCAGCAGGUGAGCCACUCUCAGGUGGAAGUGGAGUUGGACGGGGAGAUGAUAAGCAUGGAGGAAACCAUACAAGCGGUGAUUGUAUGAAAACGUGAGGGAGCCGUGAAAACUCUGCAUGAAGGAUACCCAACACCUUCGUCCUAUUUUUAUUUUAUUUUCUAUCAUCAAGAUCGACCUUCCUCAACUCUGAAAAUGGACAAAGAUGUAGAUUUGCCUUGUAUUUAAUUUAAAGUUGAGCCCUGAGUGCGCUUGCUUUUUUUUUUUUUUUUGCACUCGUCAAAAUGAUUUUGUUCAAUAUCUGCUGAUGUUCCUCAGUGAUCAUGGCACAAUUUUGUUCAAACUAAUGAGUUAUUUUUUGUAAAAACGGGAAUAAACUGUGUAACAAACAACUGUUACAUGAUGCGCAGAUUUUUCAUCGGAACAAUUGCACGUUACAAAACCAAAUGCGUCACGAAAAGUAUAAAUUGUAUACUGAAAUUAAUGAUCUGGUGUCAUUUGCUCAGUGAAAUAUGGAACUUUUUAAUUGACCGCAAAUUUUUUUUCUCCUGUAUGAAUGGCA